AUGGCCAAAGGAAACAACUAUAGCUGCUACGCAGUGCGCGCGGGCGUGCGCCCUGGCCUGUACUACAGCUGGCCGGCCUGCGCGAAACAGGUCAUGGGUUACUCACGCGCCAGGUUCCGAGGCUUCACACACGAACGGGAAGCCAUCGAAUGGCUCGCCCAGGGCGGUAUAUACCUGAACAAUCUCAAGACCGAGUCUUCCGCCUCGCCCACUCCCCCGCCAGCCACCUUUGACCAACCUGUCAACCACGGCUCAGCGUCCUCGGCCUCCAGUGCGAGGGGGCCCUUCUACGCCGUUGCAAGGGGCCGCCAGCCAGGCAUAUACCACAAUUGGGACGACUGUCGCGAGCAGGUGGACGGCUUCUCCGACGCCAGAUACAAGAAAUUCCCCACCCUCGCCGCCGCCCAAGAGUUCUGUGCCGUCUACGGCGGGGGCGGCCACUUCUCCCUGUUCAAAUCUGAAGACUUCGUGCCCGACCAAAAGGCCUCUUUUAGCGACGAGUGGGCCCGCCUUUCGCGGUCCCAGGGCUGGGAACGUGGCACCUGGCAGUACCACAAGCAGCGCGCCUCCGCCCUUCGGAAUGAGAUAGAAACACACUUCUUCGCCUCUCAGUCUGUCCAGUUGCCUGUGGUCAAGGAAGAGGAGGGCCAGGGAGCCUCCACCAUCAAAAAGGAGCAACACGAGCAUGCAGCCUUGGAGAGCGUCUCUGAGUUUGACCCACAACGCCAGGAGGCAGCCCUAGAGCUCCUCGGCUUCCAGUCCAUGUGCCGAGCUGUCGGCAAGAACCCCGGCAAAACCAAGGCUGAAUGUGAGGGCAUCCUGAAGUCGACCCUUGUCAACAUCGUUGACCUGCUCGACGCUUGCCGUCUGGGUAGAGAUACAACUCGCCUACCAUGGUCCAAUUUCGCAGCCUUCAAGGCCUACACGCUCGAUCCUUACCAGGACAAGACUAUUCCGGUCAAGGAGGCUAAGAAGGAUCCCAUUCUGAGGUGCUUUCUGCAGAACUUCUCAUCGCGAAGUGUGCAGAAUGAAUCAGCGCUCCGAGAUGGCUGGGCCAACCACGCAUACGCGCCUCACGUGUACUCGGCGCGGCCGCCAGUCGCCCCUCCACAACAGCAAUGCCCUGCACAACAACAACACCCCCACCCCGUUCCCAAUGCCCAAUCCGCGAGCACACCACCUUUCGUCGCACCCCAAGGUGGUGGCGUCGUGAUCAAGAAGAGGGCUAUGUCCGAGGAUGACGAUGACAUCAAGCAUGGACGCCAUCAAGAGAAGAAGGCCAAGGUCGAGGAAGCCCAGGCGAUCAAAUCCGAGAAGAAGGCCAAAGUUGAGGUGACCGAAGGCAGAGUAACCAGAGCCCAGGCGCUCAAAGCCGCGAAGGCCAAAGUUGAGGACGUGAUCGAAGCCAGAGUGACCAGGGCCCAGGUGAUCAAAGCCGAGGAGGUGACCCAUGCUGACCAUGUGACCCAUGCUGACGUGGUACAGGUCGACGACGUGAUUGUAGUCAAGGAGGUGAAGGUCAAGCGCGAACAGGACGAAGAAGCCAAGAAACAACGACGACUUGAAAUGAAGAAGAUCCAGCAUCGAUGGGCUCCAUCCAACUCCAUCAUGCGAAACUGGAUCUCCUCCUCGGUGUAA
Molecule: messenger RNA, 1638 nt
Organism: Diaporthe batatas
Lineage: Eukaryota; Fungi; Ascomycota; Sordariomycetes; Diaporthales; Diaporthaceae
Exons: 2
Coding region: 1-1638 (545 amino acids)
Source: RefSeq, a predicted model, not a curated record